Molecule: messenger RNA, 1787 nt
Organism: Zea mays
Lineage: Eukaryota; Viridiplantae; Streptophyta; Magnoliopsida; Poales; Poaceae
Product: protein YIP1
Exons: 2
Coding region: 115-891 (258 amino acids)
Biological process (GO): endoplasmic reticulum to Golgi vesicle-mediated transport; vesicle fusion with Golgi apparatus
Cellular component (GO): trans-Golgi network; membrane
Source: RefSeq, a predicted model, not a curated record
AAUAGCCGGAAGCCGAAGUACAGCGCUGUCGCGAACGCUCCGGUCCUAUACUCCUCCUGACAUCGAUUCCCGCACUACCUAGAUCUCGAACUCCCACCAUCGCCGCCGCCGCCCAUGGCGAAGGAGUUCCCCGUGCCACCGGUGGUCUUCACGCCGUCCACCCCAACACACCGCCGCCACCCUCCCCCGGGCAUGGGGGUCUCCCCUCCGCCCGCGUUCGCGCCGCCACGUCCCUCCACCUCAUCCGCCGCCAACCCGCUCCCUUUCAUGUCGUUCGAUGUCUCAGCUGCCGCGGCCUCCUCCUCCUCUGCGCCGCCCCUCUUCGCGGGGCCUAUCGGUGUCGGCGGUUCCGGCGCAUCCUUUGAGGACGAGCCGCCGCUCCUCGAGGAGCUCGGUAUCAACACGCGCCAGAUCUGGCGGAAGACGAUCUCCAUCCUCCACCCAUUCCGCUCCACCGACCCCUCCCUCCACGCCGACGCCGACCUAUCGGGCCCGUUCCUCUUCCUCCUCUCCUUUGGACUCUUCCAGCUCCUCGCGGGGAAGUUCCACUUCGGGAUCGUGCUCGGUUGGGUCACCGUGGCGUCCCUCUUCCUCUACUUCGUCUUUUCCAUGCUCUCGGGCGGCCGCCGCGGGGACCUCGAUCUUUACAGAUGCGUUAGCCUAGUGGGCUACUGCAUGCUGCCCAUGGUCAUCUUCUCUGCUGUGUCCCUCUUUCUGCCGCGCGGUGGCGGGUUCAUAUUUGGAGUAGGGAUGGCGUUCGUGAUAUGGUCCACCAGGGUCUGCACCAGGCUACUAGGAGAGCUUGCUUCCAGCGGAGACGAGCACAGGGGCCUCAUCGCUUAUGCGUGCUGGCUCGUCUACAUGCUCUUCUCAUUGCUCGUCAUCUUCUGAUACCGUUUAUGGCAUGGAAGUGCUAUGAUGCGAAACACCCUGCGUUGGUUUUGAUUUGGUGGCAACAGCUGCUCACCUCAGCAUGUGAGUGAUUGGAUCUGAUGACAGAGGAUCACAUGGUUGCCUGCUGCUGCUGCAAAAGUUGAAAUGACCUCUUGGAGUGUUUAGCUUGCUGCUGAUGCUUAAUCUGGCUCGGGGGAUGGAUGGAUGUUGCCAUCAAUUGUCCUCAUGUGGUGGCUGGCUGCCACCUCAACCUUGGUACUGUGUGCGGGAAUGUAAAAUCCUAUCCUGUCAUUUGUAUAAGGCAACAAAAGGUCGAAUAAGGUUGCUCGCCAUUUGCAGUGGUGCUUGACGAUACUCCCUAAACCAAUGGUGGCGCUCAAUCUUAUGGCACUUAGUCCAGCUGAGAUUCAGUCUGUGUUUCUCUUUAUGCACUCCAGGGUCAAUGGUCAAUGGCCUCAAGCUUAAGUCACCACAGUGCUAUGUACUGCCAUGCCUCUACACUUUGUUGGGUACUCCUGUCAUUGAACCCAGAUCAUGGAGGUCUGGAGCUGGAUUAGCCUUCCAAGAGUAUUGGUGAACGCUCGUCUCUUUAUCAGUCUUUGCUAGGUUGGGUCUGUUGGUGAGCUCUGUUAGUUCGGUUGUUAGUUGGCUGAUCCCUUGGUGAUCAGAAACAUGGGGGGUGGGUAGCAACUACAUUGUUUUCGUUGACACGGUAAUGAAAUUUGGUUUUACUGUGGUGGGGAAAAAAGUGAAUGCUCUUUUCUUUAUUGAUUGCUUGUCCUCUCGGUUAAUGGAAAUAGUACCUUUUAGCACAAUUGGUGAUGUGGUGAAGUGUAAGCAUAUGAAAAUGAUGAAUAUGUUGACCACGAUAAUAUUUGUUACCCGAUCCUUCA